Molecule: messenger RNA, 2656 nt
Organism: Gambusia affinis (western mosquitofish)
Lineage: Eukaryota; Metazoa; Chordata; Actinopteri; Cyprinodontiformes; Poeciliidae
Gene: gtf2a1
Product: general transcription factor IIA, 1
Exons: 10
Coding region: 264-1445 (393 amino acids)
Biological process (GO): transcription by RNA polymerase II; transcription initiation at RNA polymerase II promoter
Cellular component (GO): transcription factor TFIIA complex
Source: RefSeq, a predicted model, not a curated record
AUGCGACACUUGACCCUGCCCUAUGUUCGGCGCACUCGCAGCUCCAUCGCUCAGUAUAUAAAGCAGGACAACGACGGGAGGAAGACGGCUGGGGAGUCGCAGCCUGGGGAUUGUAAAUAAGACCGCAAAAACUGUGUUUUAUUUACAAAAGCGAUACCGGCUCUUUUAAAAGUACCGCUCACAGCCGUUUUAAGUCUUUUUUUGUCGUAUUUUUUGGCUCUGUCUCUCGCCAAUUUCCGUGUGGUUUGUACACUACGCGUAUAAUGGCGAGCUCGGCUAACUCGAACCAAGUGCCUAAAUUGUACAGGGGCGUAAUCGAAGAUGUGAUCAACGAGGUGCGGGAGCUGUUCCUGGAUGAGGGAGUGGAUGAGCAGGUUCUCCUGGAGCUGAAAACGCUGUGGGAGAACAAGCUGCUGCAGUCCAAAGCAGUGGAGGGCUUCCACACGGACGAGCAGGCGGCCCUGCAGGCCACUCAGCAGCAGCAGGUUCAGCACGUCCAGCAGGUCCAGCAGGUGACGCAGCCAACGCAGGCCCAGCAGGUCAUCCUGCCCCCACAGCAGCAGCAAGCAACCCCACAGCAAGUCAUUGUUCAGGAUCCGAAGAUUCUUCAGCACAUGAGUGCAACGGGGAUGAGCGCAGCAGCUACCGCAGCGACUCUAGCUUUACCCACAGGGGUCACCCCAUACCAACAGAUCAUCACCAGCCAAGGUCAGAUCCUGCAGGUGGUGCGUGCUCCCAACGGCACUCAGUACAUCAUCCAGCAGUCCCAGCAGCCAAUCGUUCUGCAGCAGCCGAUGCAGCCCGGCGGCGUUCAGGCUCCCGUUAUACAGCAGGUGCUGGCUCCCCUGCAGGGAGGUCUGCCCCAACAAACCGGAGUCAUCAUCCAGCCGCAGCAGAUCGUCUUAGCUUCAGGAAACAAAGUCCAAGGCAACACGCAGGUGGUGCAAGCGGCAACCAUGGUGCAGCAGCCCGGUCAGGCGGCGAUGGCGGCGGCCGCUGCAGCAGGAGGGGCGGCGGCGGCAGUUCAGGUCCAGCAAGCCCAGGGCGCGGCUGCACCGCAGGCCCCCCCGCAGGCGCAGCAGCAGAGCCAGCCGCAACCUCAGGCGCAGCAGCCUCCCAUGAUGCUGCAGGUGGACGGGGCGGGGGACACCUCCUCUGAGGAGGACGAGGACGAAGAGGAGGAGUACGACGAGGACGAGGAGGAAGAGAAAGACAAGGACGGUGGCGAAGACGGACAGGUUGAAGAGGAGCCCUUGAACAGCGAAGACGAUGUCAGCGAAGACGAAGAUCAGGAGCUGUUUGAUACAGAGAAUGUUGUGGUGUGCCAGUACGAUAAGAUUCACAGAAGUAAGACCAAAUGGAAAUUCCACCUGAAGGACGGGAUCAUGAAUCUCAACGGCAGAGAUUUCGUCUUUUCCAAAGCCACCGGAGACGCCGAGUGGUGAAGAAGGAAAAAGGAAAGUCAAAACAGAAAAAAGAAAAACAACAAAAAAACAAAAAACAAAACUCUGGAACUCCUCCUGUCCAUUUAACAAGACAGUCGAGCAUCCUUCCUUCCAUACUCUGUGACUGGAGAGAACUCCUAGAACCCAAAGGACGGGGAGGUUCCGUAAAAAAAUAAAACCUGGAUGUCAGCCUUGUUUGGGGGGUGGAGACACUCAAUCUAGGCCUCGCGGGAUGAGAAACCAACAGAGGAAGGAGGGAGAGGCUGGAAAUGAAAAGUUUUCUUUCUUCUUUUUUUUUUUUGGUUCCGUCUUCAUCCUCCAGGGGGCGACUCUGCCCCUUUUUUCUGGACAAAAUUCACACACACAAAAAAAAAAAAAGCAUUUCACAUGAAAGGGGUGUAGUGGACCAGGGCGAGGUGACCCCCGUCUGGCCGCAGGAGGACCGAGGUCGUUCACAACAAGCCCAUAGAUGAGAAAAAUAAUCUUUCUAAUGCACUGUAGUCGGUUGACUGGGUUGACUCGUGUCUACGUGGAAGUCCAAACUUAGUGCCACCAGUCGAAUGCGCUGCCUUCUAGAACAAUCCCAGUCACCUUUUGACCUUUUGGCUUCUGUGUUGUUUUUUUUCUAAUUCUUCUUCUUCUGUUUUUGUUGUUGUCGAGUCAUAGUUUCUCAUCACGUUUAGUCAAAAAAUGGUGCUCCAGAGUAUUUUAUUGUAGUUAAUCUGUUAUUGUUUUAGGGUUGUUGUUUUGUUUUUUUAAGUUAAUGAAGAACAAGAAAGUAAAAUAACAUUCUUAAAAGAGUUUUAAAUAAUAUCUCUCGAAUUCAAAUGAUAUUUUUUCCCCACUUCUUGCUUCUCUGGAGCUUCAUUCCAUCAUCUGCCCCCCCAAAAAAACACCAAACUAAAACAAUUCAUUUAAGAUUUGUAUAAAUGGGAAGUUUGCCAUUUCAGUGGAUUGUCUUCGCUCUUAUUUUAAUUUUUUGCAGCCGUCUAAAAAAAAGAAAAAAAAAAAGAAAAAUUUGCACUGUUAGUUUAUUGAUGUGUUGUGAGGUCACAGCCAGUUCCAAUAAUCAAUAUUGGCGUCUUCUGUUCUAUGUGUGUGUGUGUGAGUGAAAGAGAGCCACUGUGACUGAUUGUACAGACGUUGGAAGCAGUGUGAAUGUGCGCGCCACUCCUCCCUGGAAGGAAAAUUAGUUUUGUCCCUCCCCCCCA